GCGGGGGCAGGGGCGCGGGCGGCCGGCCGGGCGGGGCGGCGGGCGCAGGAAUGCACGCCCCCCGCCGCGGCCCCGCCCCGAGCAUCCCGCUCCGCUCGGGCUGCACCUCGGCGCCGGAGGGCGGGCGCCAUGGCUGCCUCGAGGCCACCGCAGGUCGCGGAGCUGCUGGCCCGGGCCCGGGCGGCCUUCCGGGAGGAGUUCGGGGCCGAGCCCGAGCUGGCGGUGUCGGCGCCAGGCCGCGUCAACCUCAUCGGGGAGCACACGGACUACAACCAGGGCCUGGUGCUGCCCAUGGCCCUGGAGCUGGUGACCGUGAUGGUGGGCAGCCCCCGGGCAGACGGCCUCGUCUCCCUCCUCACCGCCUCUGAGGACGCUGACGAGCCCAGGCUGCUGCAGUUCCCCUUGCCCACAGCCCAGCGGUCCCUGGAGCCGGGGACCCCCCGAUGGGCCAACUAUGUCAAGGGAGUGAUUCAGCACUACCCAGCCGCCCCGCUCCCCGGCUUCAGCGCAGUGGUGGUCAGCUCCGUGCCCCUGGGGGGUGGGCUGUCCAGCUCGGCAGCCCUGGAAGUGGCCACGUACACCUUCCUGCAGCAGCUCUGCCCAGACUCGGGGACAGUAGCCGCCCGGGCCCAGGUGUGUCAGCGGGCCGAACACAGCUUCGCAGGGGUGCCCUGUGGCAUUAUGGACCAACUCAUCGCUCUGCUGGCGCAGAAGGGCCAUGCGCUGCUCAUCGACUGCAGGUCCCUGGAGACAAGCCUGGUGCCCCUGUCAGACCCCAAGCUGGCCGUGCUCAUCACCAACUCCAACGUCCGCCACUCCCUGGGCUCCAGCGAGUACCCCCUGCGGCGCCGCCAGUGCGAAGAGGUGGCCCGGGCGUUGGGCAAGGAGAGCCUCCGGGAGGUGCAGAUGGAGGAGCUGGAGGCGGGCAGAGAGCUGGUGAGCAAGGAGGGCUUCCGGCGGGCGCGGCACGUCGUGGGGGAGAUCAGGCGCACGGCCCAGGCAGCGGCUGCCCUCCGCCGGGGCGACUACAGAGCCUUCGGCCGCCUCAUGGUGGAGAGCCACCACUCCCUCAGGGAUGACUACGAGGUGAGCUGCCCGGAGCUGGACCAGCUGGUGCAGGCCGCGCUGGCGGCGCCCGGGGUUUAUGGCAGCCGCAUGACGGGCGGCGGCUUUGGGGGCUGCACGGUGACUUUGCUCGAGGCUUCCGCUGCUCCCCAAGCCAUGCAGCACAUACAGGCGCAGUAUAGCGGUACCGCCACCUUCUACCUCUCCCAGGCCGCCGACGGUGCCCGGGUGCUGCCCUGGUGAGCUCCACGCGGGCAUGGGCCUGCCAGGCGGCAAGCCAGGAAGCUCCGUGCCGCCGGCGCCUGCCCUCCGCACCUGGUGCUCAAUAAACGUGCCUCAGACCUCA
This is a messenger RNA of Eptesicus fuscus (big brown bat), 1411 nucleotides long. It is a transcript of the gene GALK1, whose product is annotated as galactokinase 1. The record is from RefSeq and is a predicted model, not a curated record. The transcript is spliced from 8 exons. Gene Ontology annotation, cellular component: cytoplasm; cytosol. Gene Ontology annotation, molecular function: galactokinase activity; ATP binding. Gene Ontology annotation, biological process: carbohydrate phosphorylation; galactose metabolic process. Lineage: Eukaryota; Metazoa; Chordata; Mammalia; Chiroptera; Vespertilionidae. The coding region runs from base 130 to 1308 and encodes 392 amino acids.